CCGGCUGUGGAACAUUCGCUGUCAUGCACGUGUACGCUUCGUUGGUGCCGACCACUGUGCGCAGCAAAGUCGACGGGGAAGGACAAGUCCUUCUCCAUGACAUUCAGGAACUCGAGGCGUUGCUACAAGAAGGUCGAUUCGACAAGGUCGCGGGACACCAAUUUCGCGCGGUGGAAACGUAUUUCAGACUCAAGUACACGCUUUCACAUCCAUUGUCUGUGAACAUUAGCCAUGGCCUCGUGAAGUACGUGUUCCAAUUUCGUCCUGCGCUAGAAAAGCGCGUGAAAGCGCUCAAUACUGUCAUGUUGGUGCUCAAGAAAACACGCAAAGCGCACCCUGAAGCACCCAUACAAACUCAAAUCAGUUGGGAAACUCCGUUGGACGAAUGGGAAGCCAACUUCUACGCGUCCCCGCUGCCCAUCCAACACUCGGCGGACGAAUACGUCACCCAGUACAAGUGUACACUCGUCAAGUUUCUCGCAAAAGCUCGCACGUAUUAUCCCCAGGAUGCGUCCCUCUGGUUCCGCCUUGCUGCUGACUUUUCUCAAACCAACGAAGAAGUGAGUUUGAAGGCCGCCGCGCAAUUGUCACUUCUUUGGCCUGCGGGCGGCGACGCGGCAUCCCUCGUCGGUUCAACCUGGAUAGAUCUCUGGGGGAACAUGAAUGCUCAGCCUGAGUGGGAUUUCCACUGGCUUCGGCUUUUUGCGCGCGUCGUCAAGCACCAGCAGCUCUGUCAGACGUUCGACAUCACCCACUGGGCCCCCCAUCUACCCUUCAUCUUCUCCAAGAUUCAACAAGCGUUCCAUCUUCCCUCCGACUUGGGUGCGACGCCUGCCAAGGGAAAGUACCCAUCCGUUUUAAGUGGGUGGCACGGUGACAAAACGGCCUUGUACUACGCGUCCAAGCUGUCAGUCGAGUUGCUCGAGAACUCCCAGUGCACGCUCUCGUUGCUCCAGCGAUUGCUGAGUCUCAUUACGCCGUUCUAUCACCCAUCAAGCGCGGGAAACGCGGCGAAUGGGAUAUCGGACUUUGUGUACUACGUGUCGGCAUUUCUGUCACUACGACUCGGUCGAGAAAAAGCGCGCGGUCAAAAGCUAGUUGGCCACGACGAGCUAGUUGCCAAGCUCGUGGACCUGAGCUUCCUCGGUUUGUACUCGAAAAGCCAGAGCGUCUCGUCGAAGGCAAGCUUCACCUUUCGAAACGCCAUCACGAUCGUGCCGUCGCUCGCACCAUCCAUCGUGGAAAAGAUUCUACGGGGUCUCGACCCGUCGGCGCUCAACCAAACUCACCAAGCGCCGAGCGCUAUCUCAGCACUCACGGUAUGUGGGCCAGCACUCCUCCGCGGAGAUCUUUCGUGGACAGAACAGCACUUGCCGCUGGUGCUGCAGUGGACGUUGCCGGGUAUCGACCCAAACGACGAUGGCAAGACAAGCCGAACACUGCAGCUGUACAGCUCGUGGCUCAUGUACCUUCCCUUGGCCGACGAUACGCUCCGCUCACGCGCCUCGCCAAGCGCCGUGGCGACAUCGCUAACUGCCGCCUUGGAUCAGUCACAGGUGUUUGAGCCCCGCGUGAUGUCUUCCGACACGUCGGACGCGCUCUGGCGCGCCGGACCCGUACUCGAGUCGUGGGUUCUCGUACUUUUGGACAGGUUAUUCUUGCUGUUUCGCAACCACGACAAGCCGGCGGCGGCAUCGUCGUCUGACUCGAAGAAGGGCAGUGACGCGUUUCAAGUUGCGCUGCACACACAACUCGUUUUACACCAGUUGUUUGUUCAGUUGUCGCCGCCGCUGUACAAACUCGCCCUACAGCGCGUUGUCACAUUUCUCCAAUCGUCAUUUCUGCCUCAUGCAGGCAAAGCAAUCGCCGGUCUCGUCCGCGCCGCAACAAGUCCAUCGCCUGAAUUGGCCAUUCAAAAGAUUCUCCUCCCUGCGGUUGACGUCAUCACCAAAUCGACUUUUGGUGAUCAAGAACUACUCAUGCAACUGCGCCACGUCGACGGAGUCGUCGCGCGCGCGUCUGGUACCCACUUGAUGCCACACAGCGCCGCGAUUCGCAAAGUCCUGUCCGUCACAAGCGCCCAUGCAAAUGCGAAAGUUGUAAAGUUGGGGUGCAAGAUUCUCCGCCACUUGCUUGGCCGACUCACGGGUACAUACCAGCCCGACCACUCGAGGUCGUUGCCUCCUGCAGCUUGGACGGACGGAGUCGACAACGGCGGGCUCUCAACCGUGUAUGUGGGCUUGACCACAUCGUGGGGCAACGUUGACAUUGUGUGGCACGAGCCGUCCGAAUCAGAGCUCGUGUUUGCGGCCGAAUUGCUCCAGACUUAUGUCGUGGACGCUUUGACUGUUUUAUCCGACUUAAUGGCGGGCGGUUCAGCCAAAGAUAACGCCAGGGCUUGGCGCGGGGCACUUCGAGGGAUUUUGCACGCCGUGCGAGGGGCCAAGAACGUGUUGCUGGAUCGAUUAAGUACCGUCGACGGCCCAUCGCCGAUGCUACGCCAGCCGAUCGAAUUCAUCGAGUCGACUCUGGCAAGCCAUCCGGACGUUGCCGACGUCUUCUUGUCUCUGCGAGUGACGCUGCUACAGACACUCCAUCACGUUCAAGCAUACUGGACGGCGAAGGAGCUCCAGGCGGGUGAUCCCAUCCGCACUCAGAGUCUUCGCUAUGUCAUACGCAUCCUGACCCGGCUGCUCCACCCAAGCGACGCGACCCAGCCCUCCAACAGCCAAAUUCAUGCCAAAUGGCGCAAACUGAGCGCGCGAGAUGUUGCAUCGGCGGGUCUUCACUGGAAGAAACCCAAGACGGCGUCGUCGAUUCCCCUCUGGCCUCGACGAAUGAUGCAAGACCGUGUCCUAGCCCUGUAUUCGGAAUUCUUGUCCUACCGCAGCUUCCAGUGGAGCCGCGCGAUUCGAACUCACCCCGAGUGGUUUGUCACCCCCGGCUUGUACACGGAGGUGGUCUCAACGAGCUUAACCGAUCUGCUCCAGUUGAGCCUCGUCAACGACUCAAAAACGCGCCAGGCAGCGCAGGCCAGCUUGGACGGCAUGCUCAAGCGAUACAGCCCAUGGCUUGAGACGCAACUCCCGUUCCUCGUGGGUGUCGUGCGCACAUCGACCGAGAAAGACCACGUGACUGGCGCGCUGCAUGUGCUCCAGCUCGGCCGGUCGCUGCAUACUGUGUGGAAGAAGUGGACGACUGUUCAAGCGCUCAUGGUUGCACUGUGUCACGCGAGCGAGCCGAAGGCGCGACUGUCCAGUCCCGACGAUCAAAUCAAAACCCAGACGCGGGCGUUGAAGGUGUUUUUCCUGUUACUCCACACGCUCCGGGACACCAAAGGGAUCGAAGGCGUCAGUUUGGACCCGUUGCUUGCGCUGGAACCGCAAAUGCAGUCGCAUUGGCGUCAUCAACUCAUGUUUCUUGCAUGCUUUUUGCCAUGGAUUCGUACAGACACCACAUUGCCGACGCCAGUUUGGCAUGUCGUCCUGCGCGGAAUCAGCAGCGACGUCCCCCAAUUGCAACACUUUGGUCGGAUCCUGCUCUCCCGCCUGUUGAAAGCCCAUGCGGCGCUGUCCACCAACGGACCAGUGCCAGACUUGGUAUUUGCCCCUGAGACGCUCCAAACCCUCGCGAAAGAUAUGGUCGCAAACCAUAAGAGCUCUGCACGGUCCGCUGACGGCCAAAGUACCGACAAUUCCCCCGCGCGAUGGUCCCUCGGCGUGGGCGAGCUGUUCCAACUUGUGGAACAAGAGCGAUUUCCCCCGUUUGCCUUGUCAUUUGGACAGCUGUCGAGUGAAAACAUCAACUUACAUCAUGUUGCACUCGUCCAGCGCUUGGCACGACAAGCUGCUGGCCGAAACAUCGACCUUGCAGCGCGGUGGACACCUGGAAUCGACACGUUAUUGGCGGAUGCGACCGAUGAACGCCGCGCGUCGCUGUGCACCGUCGGAGAGAUCCUUGUAGGCAUUGCAACGACGACCCCGUCGUUUGCAGUCCUCCCGUGGUUGCAGACCAUCUUGCCCAAGCUAAGCGUGCCGUAUGCCCAAGACUGGUACGACGUCGUGCUGAUUCUCACACGCCACGGCGCAUCCCUCGAAGGCCUCGUCGAGUACGUCGUGAGCCAAUUGGAGCUGGCGUUCCAAGAUGCUGCGUCGGCGAACCACGACGGAUUGAACCAAGUUCGGUGGCUAGUGUUGGUGCAGCCAUUGCUGUUGAACCCGUUGCUCGCGACAGGUUCCAUUGUGGCUCGCGUCCACACCGUUGCCCGCCUUGGACUCUCGCAUCCGUACGAAUCAGUUCGCGAGCAAGUGGGUGCCGUUCUGUACAAGCUGUCUCUUCUCGCGCAACCGACCGAGGCUGCAUUGCGCCAUCUCGUAGAAGGUAUUUCCUUUGACGCGACGGUCGUUGUCGAAGCAGAAUUGAACGCUCGCAAAUCGCUGCUCAACCUGAUCGCCACGUACAUUCACAAGGGCGAUUCGAUGCACUUCUCGCCUCUCUUGGCGCUCUUUCCCGUCGUGUUUGACACGCAAUCGUACCCAGAACCGGACGUGGCGCGAUCGGCCCGCGCCGUCGUGGAUACGCUUUCGAACAAGCUCCGGCUGUCAGAUGAAGACACGUAUACACGCGUCGUGGACGUGCUGGAAGCGGCGCUCUCGUCGCCGUCGUGGCGGUCCCGUGGCGCCGCGCUGCGUUUCGUCACGGUGCUCAACUUUCACCAUGGGUUGCUGCAGUGGUCCAAGCCGCGGAUUCAAGCAAUGCUAAUCUCGCGCUUCAUGGACGACAAGCGUGACGUUCAAGAAAUCGCCCAGUACGCGCUACGAAGUUUUGUGCGAACUCUCGACGACAGCGCCGUUGCCGCCCUCGCCACUUCCUUCCUGAACGCGGCCGCCACCGCCCGGAAGGCGCGCGUGAAGAAGGAGAAGCAGGUCAAGCGCCACCGCAUCCUCAUCGAACGCAACGGACCCGAGCGAGACGACUCAAUCAAGAAGCUUCACGCACUUCAGGAAGAAGACGACUCUACGCGCGAUGUUCAAACCGUCCAGGGAUGCUUUGGCAUGGGCGCGGUCGUGUUGGCGUACCCGUACUCUGUGCCGCCGUUUGUGCCGGCAGUUCUCGAGGAGCUGUCAUUCCACUUGCACUUGACCGGCCGUGGGGUGUCGUACAUGUCAGAAAUCGUCAAGUCCGUCCUGCUCGAGUUCAAGCGGACCCAUCAAGACAGCUGGCAUCAAGACAAGGCCGCGUUUACGCCGACGCAGCUGGAAGCGAUUCAGGAUAUCUUGAUCUCUCCUCAUUACUACUCGUAGACGCACAAGGUAGACUAUGCUUGAAAAUGCAAUAUUGGCAUUGCAUGUGUCGGCCGAACCAACGAAUGGUCGCACGGGACUGUUCGACGCAUGCAAUGUGCACCGCGUGGGUCGGUCGUACGAGCCAACGCACAUGGAUGGCUGGUAGAAGUGUCCAAGCAACACAGUUUGAUAUUUUCCAACGUGGUCGACACAUGUAAGGAGGACUACACUCGAUCGUGGCGACACCAUCAUCAUCCUUCUUGCGAG
Molecule: messenger RNA, 5552 nt
Organism: Aphanomyces invadans
Lineage: Eukaryota; Oomycota; Saprolegniomycetes; Saprolegniales; Verrucalvaceae
Exons: 2
Coding region: 24-5303 (1759 amino acids)
Biological process (GO): proteasomal ubiquitin-independent protein catabolic process
Cellular component (GO): nucleus; cytosol
Molecular function (GO): peptidase activator activity; proteasome binding
Source: RefSeq, a predicted model, not a curated record